Messenger RNA from Epinephelus lanceolatus (giant grouper), 4484 nucleotides. RefSeq names its product sterile alpha motif domain containing 8b (gene samd8b). Gene Ontology annotation, cellular component: plasma membrane; endoplasmic reticulum membrane; Golgi membrane. Lineage: Eukaryota; Metazoa; Chordata; Actinopteri; Perciformes; Serranidae. The record is from RefSeq and is a predicted model, not a curated record. Gene Ontology annotation, biological process: ceramide biosynthetic process. Gene Ontology annotation, molecular function: protein binding; sphingomyelin synthase activity; ceramide cholinephosphotransferase activity.
GAUUAAGCUAGCUAGCUAAUAGCUUGUUAGCUAACCACUGUUAGCUGUGGCUGAAUUAGCUUGCUUGGGAAGAGUUGUUUUGGUAAAAAAGAGAGGAUGCUUUGGCUUGGUUUCAUGUCUGCCUCAGGCGUACGUGUGGUUACAUGCACAGUUAACCACCAGGUUGGCGUGUUAUCUUAAGAUAAUGAGAGGAGUUAGCACAAUUAGCUCCUGGCUCCACCUUAGUGGUAGCCGGUGAUGUAGGUUAGUGCAGGUGGGUGUUUUCCACUGGACAAAGUUACUGACCUUCUGUUGCAUUAAAGCUGCUCUGUGUACAAUACAAGCUAUCAUACCAUGCAGUCCCUCAACAGGUAGAGAUGCUAACAUGCCUUCAGAGUGAGGAGGAAAUGACCCAGCUGAGUGUCCGUCGCUGGACGCCCAAACACGUCGCCAAGUGGCUGAGGGAAGAAGGCUUCUGUGACUAUGUGGACCUGCUGUGUAACAAGCACCGACUGGAUGGCACCAGUCUGCUUGCCCUCAGCGAGUAUGACCUCCGCUCGCCACCUCUGGAGCUCAAGGUGCUGGGGGACAUCAAGCGUCUGAUGGUGUCUAUUCGCAAACUACAGAAACAGAACAUUGACGUGUUGGAGGAGCUGGGUCUUCCCUUCGACGGCCACUCUCCCACAGGCUCAGGAGGCAGUUUGGACUGGUUGUGUAAUGGAGACCCAGGUAGAGACUGUGACAGCACUGACACUGCACCGGUGGGAGAGGAGUAUCACCAGUACACUAAUGGGAAGUACAAACAGCAGACGAGGCGCCUGGAUCCAGAGUACUGGAAGACAGCACUUAGCUCCAUCUACGUGGUGUUUGUGUUUGGCUUCACCUCCUUUGUCAUGGUCAUAGUGCAUGAGAGGGUGCCUGACAUGCGCACAUACCCUCCACUGCCAGAUAUUUUCCUAGACAGUGUGCCUAGAAUACCUUGGGCCUUUGCCAUGGCUGAAGCAUGUGGAGUGAUCCUCUGUAAUGUCUGGUUGCUGGUUCUAUUGCUCCAUAAACACAGGUCUAUCCUUUUGCGGCGCAUGUGCAGCCUCAUGGGGACGGUGUUCAUGCUCCGCUGCAUCACCAUGUUUGUCACCUCCCUGUCUGUGCCGGGACAACACCUGCAAUGCUCAGGAAAGAUGUAUGGUGACAUGUGGGCCAAGCUGCAGCGAGCUGUGGCCAUCUGGAGCGGUUUCGGGAUGACGCUGACGGGAGUGCAUACAUGUGGUGACUACAUGUUCAGCGGCCACACUGUGGUCAUUACCCUGCUCAACUUCUUUGUCACAGAGUACACCCCACGAAGCUGGAACUUCAUUCACACGUUGUCCUGGGUCCUGAAUCUCUUCGGCAUCUUCUUCAUCUUGGCUGCACAUGAACACUACUCCAUUGAUGUGUUCAUAGCCUUCUACAUCACUACCAGACUCUUCCUUUACUACCACACUCUAGCCAACACCCGGGCCUACCAGCAGAGUCGAAGAGCUCGCAUCUGGUUCCCCAUGUUCUCGUUCUUUGAGUGCAAUGUCAACGGGCCCGUCCCCAAUGAGUACUGCUGGCCCUUCUCUAGACCUGCUGUGAUGAGGAGGCUUAUUGGAUAGUGAGCAGCAGCAGCAGCAGUACUGUCAGACACUUCUUAGCCUGUGCGGUUUAGUCUGCUUUGUCAAGUUGCCAACUGAGGCGGUGUGUGAUAUCUUCAUCAACAAAGACUUCUGUUGUGAUCCUGUUAGCACCGAGGCCUGAUGGGAUACACAGAGCCAUACCUUCUUAUAUUCUGGGACUUAUCUUCAAAGUUGCUUCCUCUGUCAUCAUUUUUAGGCGGAUUAAACGAAAUCCACAAAACCAUACAGAAUUUCUAAAAAGCCCCAUCGACACUCUUUGCUCGACUUUGAAAAGUGAACACAGCGGAGAUAUGUUUCAUUCAACGGUUGCUUAUUUUUCCUAGGAAUAGGAAUGUCAUUUUAUGUAGCAUAAAGUGCAUUUAUCAGUACCUCCCGACUUUAAGAGAUGGUUCAGAUUUUUUUAAGUUGGGUUGUAUGAGGUACUUAUCCAUAGUCAGUGUAUUACCUAAAGUAGAUGCCCCACCCCCCCAGGUUGGAGACCCAGACAGGAGUACUGACGCAGAAGCUAAGCGAUACAAUUCUGUGGACACAGGUAGCAGGAAAAUGUGUUUUAGCCAUCUGAAAAAAAGGCCCACCUAAAACAAUCAAUAUCAGACUAGGUGUAUGUUACAUUUGUAUUAUUUUCACCGGUUUACCUUGCUGUUAGCCAACCCCUUCUGACAGGGAACUAAAGCUGUUGUUUUGCUCUCUUCAAGGCCACCAGACUCCUUUGACAAAAUCAGUAAUUUUACCUCACAGAACACAGGAGUUGCUGGUCUACCCCUGCCUUGAUUAGCGAGACUUUUUUUUUGUCAUUGUCUGACUUCAGUGUUUUAAAGAGUUAAGGCCUUUGCACACUGAGUAUGUUUGUUUCAGAUCCGUUUUUUUAAUUUAAAAAAAUCGUUACGUACACUGAUUCUGAUGCGUUUUAUUGUUCUAUUCGUUGUGAAAAUUCACAACAUGUGACAAAGUGAAAAGACACAUUUCCUCCUUUGUCUCUCAACUAAAGUCACCUAUCUGGCCGUCCAUUUGGCACCACAACUGCACCAAGUGGUGGAGCUCUCCUUCCUCUCUGUCCUCCACAUUCCGUGUGUGGUUCACAUCCUCCUCCUCGUCAUUAUCCCCUUGAAUAUUACGAUCUGACCUGUUGAACGUGAGCUGUCUGAGUUAUGAAAUGAUUCUGUGCGCCCUGUUUCUCUGUCUUGUCGUGGCUGUGUCCUGCCGCCACAUUUUCUUCAGUAAUUCUUGGUCAAACAUCUGUAAAGGCUUCUGACGGACACAAAAAAACGUAGAAAAUUAAAUUGUUCCGAAAAUUUUAAAGACACAAAAGUUUUGGACUCAUUGUGUAAACGUGAUUGACACUGUGAAUUUGUCUUUAUUUUCUUAAGAUGUGUGACAAUUUUGGACGGGGAAAAAAAAACAGACUCUGUGUGCAAAGGCCUUUAGUUUGGCUUCACCGGUGUCACUCAAUAACACUAACUAACCGACCGAUUAAGGCAGCGGUAGACCAGCAAUUCCUGUGUUCUGUGAGGUAAAAUUACUGCUUUUGUCAAAGGAGUCUGGUGGCUUUGCAGAGAGAUCAUAGAUGGAUAUGACGGCUUCAGUUCCAUGUCAGAAGGGGCACAUGUCACAGGUAAAGCUGUGAAAAUCUUCUAAAUACAGUGUACAGUUAAACUGAUAUUGAUUUUUUUUUAAGUGGUUAAAAGAAGUUUAGCUGCUGCCCCUGUCCACAGCAGUACAUUGCUUAGCUUCUGUGGCCGUACUACACUGACUAUGGAUACAUACCUCACACAACUCUGCCUCAAAAUCCGAACUGUCCCUUUAAGAAUAUUUACAUAACACAUAACAUAAAGCCACAUCAGAAAAAUCUCAGGCAGCGGUGUACCUAACCCUUCACAGCAGUUUGCCAUUUCCUGUGCAAUUAAAACACCUGAUCAUUUCAAGGUUUGUAUCCGGAUUCAUGACUGACAGUUUUGUCUUACCUCCCACUUUGUAAUGUAUCAAAGAAUAACUCAAUGGACCACUGUUAAAGCAAUAUGUAAAGAUCUACCUUACACUGUUGCUUUGUUUCUGUACAGCUAACUGUCGUUCAUCAUGUUGACAAACAUGUUAUUUCUUUGCCAUGACUGAAGUCUUUUUCAUUCCUCCAAAUAAUGCUUUCAUUUUGAGUGUUACUAAAUGUUAACAGAUGAAUUCAUAGCUCACUGAAAGAUACAGUAAAGUAUGAUAAUGUCAUUAUCAGCCAAAAACGUUGAAUCAAAGAUUUAUUUCCAGCUGUCUUAAAUAUAAUUCCAGUUGCCAAUUACCUUGAGUGUUACGAUAGAUUUCUCUGUGUAGAAAUGUCCCAAAUCUUUCAUGUUUACUGUUGGAUAGUUGGAUAGUGCUUUUUUUUUUUUAAAUCAUCAUACAGUGUAAAUUAUAAUAAUUUUUUCACAUUAAUCUGUAGUGAUGGUUCUUCAAAAGGAUCCUUAAAUUUGUAUGUAUUUGUUUGUAUUAAUUUAUUUCAUUUUGUAACAGUCAAUAGGUAUUUUUAUAUUUCGUAUAUGAUGUUACAGCAACAUGCACACGAAGAAAUAUGUUUACAGUUGCUCUUAACUAUUUAUUUGAAACACUAUGUGCUUUCUAAGUGUAAAUGUUGAUUUCAGAUUGGCCUCGACAUUUCAUCGAGUGAAACUGUCGUGAGAGGGAUGUUGUAAUUGAUGUGAUCGUUACAGCAUGUUAGAAACAUGAUUAUUAUAAAGGGAGCUGACAGUAUACGACACGUCCUGUCACUGAGGAAUGAUGGUGUUGUGCUCAUGUGCUCAUGCAAAGCCACAUUACUUGUUUCAUGUCUCGUUCAUUCAUUUCCAUCAUUAAAGAGCUGAAAUCAAA